AUGUUCAGCCUGCCUGAGGAGCCCGGGAUGUGCCUGGUGCAAACACAAGGUCAGCCUUAUCAUGUAUCCACUAACUUGCUGCUGCUGCCUGUAUUUGUUUAAAACUGUAUCAUGUUUUAUCCUUGAGUGUUGCUAUACUUUCUCUACUUUUAGUUCUUGGACUCAAGGGCCUUUGAGUGCUUUGUGAGUUGAUUUAUGUCUCUCUGAUGGGCCCCAUCUCUGUAGACAACAUGUAGGGACAACGACAUUAGGGCCACUGUAGGAGCUACUUACAAUAGGAGCCAACAUACUAUAGGUCUUCAUUGCGGUCUGAAUGGUGAUAUACUUGUGCAUUUUUGGUGAGAUCUUAGACAAUGAAGUCCCAUCAAGCGUUUUCCCAUCAAAUGUUUUCAACAGCUUCUACGGUUUGGCAGACAUUUUACUUACAGGUAUGGGUUGAAUUAUACAGGACCUUUUAUAUUUAGUGGUGGAAGAGGUCACGUGACGUGUCAAACACUAACAACUCUUGACCUCCUGGUGAUAAGAGGUGUGAGAGAUUAGCCAGUUAGGUCAAGUGAAUGUUUCAAUUCCUCCUUCACAUUGUUAUACAUUUAAAGAAAAAGGUUAUAACUGUCAGAGUAUCCUCUUUCUCUAGAUCCUCAGCCAUUUAUACUAGUAUCAAAUUACUGAGCGUAUCAUCCCACUGGGCGCAGACGUCAGUUCAACGGAUUGUUUUGAUUUACAUUUGGUUGAGUUGUCAACUAACAUGAAUUCAACGUGAAAUCAACAAAACAUUUUACCAUGUCAUUGGAUUUAGGUAAAAAGUUGGGUGAAAAAAAUAUGAAAUGCCCUUACGUUGACGACUUUGCAAAUCCAAUUAGUUUUCCACGUUGAUUCAACGUCAUCACAUUGAUUUCUUGGGUUGAAAUGACAUGGCACAAUGUUCAUUCAACCAGUUUUUGACCAGUGGGAUGGCACUUUAGAACCCUUUUGGUUCCAGGUAAAACCCCUUUGGGUUCUGUUUAGAACCGUUUCCACAGAGGGUUCUACAUGGAACCCAAAAUAGAUAGUUUUACCUGGAACCAAAAAGGGUUCUACCUGGAACCAAAAAGUGUUCUCCUAUGGGGAAAGUCCAAAACCCUUUUGGAAGCCUUUUUUUAGGACAAAUCUUAUCUCAUGCUUAUCUCGCUUGGAUAUUUAAAGAGAAUCGGUGUGUCACGACAUCCUCCGAAGCUGCCUCCUCUCCUUCGUCGUCCCCAGUCUUCUAGCCACUGCCGCUCUUCAUCUCAUCAUUCCAUUUGUUUUGUCUUGUUUAUUACACACACCUGGUUCAUAUCCCAUCAUCAGUACCUGUAUAAGUGUUCUGCCCACCAUGUCUUUGUGUGUGAUUGUUUAUUGUGGAGGUUACUACAGCUCGGUGGAGCUAUAUUGUAUUGUGUGUCGCCGGGAUAUUCACCAGUGUGCCUUGUUUUCUCCAGUGCGCCGUAAUACCGUACUGGAGUGUUUUACGCAUUGCUGCGUACCGCUGUAUUGCCGAAUAAACCAUUUAUUCUGUGAUUUACCCUCCUGCGCCUGACUCCGUCCAAAUCACCCGCUACACGGUGUGACUCUUGCUCACAUUAAAAACGGUUGUAUUAUUUCAAGUUAAAAACAUGAUGUUUCGGCCAUCAAUUGCCUUCAUCAGAAUCAGUAAACACACUGUCUCGCUUGGGUGCUCAUGUCUUACCUUGGGUGCUCAUUCUCUAACCUGCUCUCGGUUUGCAGUUGAUAUUUGAAUUGUGUAUUGUGCUGCUGCAGCUCCCUGUGGUUUCUUGUGACGGGUCAUGCUACUGGUGUUAGACUUUUACUUUGAAUACUUUAAACUAGCUGUAUUUAUUUCUCUGUGUCAUUUAUGUUGUUGACUGCUUUUUUUCUUUCUACCAUGAGUCAAGAUAUUGGUGGUAGCCUACAUUCAAAUGUUUGUUGGCUUUUGACUUUAACUUCUCUGUCAUUUCUCCUUGCAAUCUAACCCCCUUCUCCAAAGCAACAGUCUAAUCUAUAGGUCCCCUGUAUCAUAAUGGCAUGUCCUAUGUAUAUUUAAAGAUAAUAACAAUGUUUUUGUGUAAGAAUUCUAAGCCUUAAACGGAGAUGUACCCCAAUCUGUAUGACUGACAGGAGGCAGGCCCACAUGAUUACCUGGCACCCCACUGGUAGGAGUUUUAUUGUCUAUAUCAUUAGUCCGACACACUGAACUAAGACCAUAAUACCUAUCCUCCUGACAGGACUUCCUGAAGUCUGGGGAGUCCACUGAGCGGAGGUGUGACACUGUUGAGUCUCUUAGGACCAGGCGCUGUGAGCAGACAGACAUCAUCAAUCCCCAAUCAGAACUGGUCUUCCUGAAGAACAAUGAGCUCAGCAGCAACCCAGACAACGUGGUCCAGCUUAAGCCACAAAACCUCCUCUUCAAACUCAGAGUCGGUGAGAAUUAUAUGACUCCUACACAGCAGCUGCUCAGUAUUUCUCAGUAAACAAGCAAGGACAGGUCCAAAUCAGAAAUUCAUGGUGGUGCUUUAUUGAUCAUUUGUUGAGAAGUGUGAAGUACUAGAAAUAACAGUAUUAAGGAUCCUAUUGAUGCAUGCUUGCCAUAACUGUACUAACUGACCCGUCUGGUUUCAGGAGUCCCUCAGACCUUCAGUGUGUCAUUCAAGAGAGCCGAGGGCUACCCCAUAGACCUGUACUACCUGAUGGACCUGUCCUUCUCCAUGAGGGACGACCUGGAAACCAUCAAGAAUCUGGGCCAGGACAUCCUCUCUACUCUGAAAAACGUAACCAAGAAGGUCCGCAUAGGUGAGUGCUGAGGAGACAGACUUUUGCAGAAGUAAGGAUUUCAAGUUAGGAUUUCAGUCAACUGUGUGUAGUCAUCUGACUAUGCCAUCUCUCCUCAUCCUGUCCAUCUCUAUUCCUCUCCUCUCUCCGGUAUCAGGCUUUGGCUCAUUUGUGGACAAGGUGGCUCUGCCGUACGUCAGCCAGGUUAAGGACAAGAAGAACAACCCCUGCCCCAGCCGCUUGAACACCUGUCAACCUGCCUUCAGCUUCCAGAACAUUCUGGGAUUAACCCAAGAUGUGGCAGAGUUCAAGGCCAGGGUCAGCAACCAGAUAAUCUCUGGAAACCUGGACUCCCCCGAGGCUGGCUUUGACGCCAUCGUGCAGGCAGCUGUCUGCCAGGUAGAACUGUCAUACAUGACCAAACACAAUUACCUCUGUAUAGAGGCUAGGAUGUCUAGAGGCUAGGAUGUCAUAGCCUGUAUAGAGGCUAUGAUAUGUUACCUUUCGUAUGGUAUGUAUUAAUUUGUGGAUGUCCAUCAUACAUUUUGUAUGAUAUGUUACGAAUUGCAAUUCAUACAAUAUGUUACGAAUUUGCAAAAUUUACAAUAUGUUACGAAUUUGAAAACGUACAGUGGCUUGCGAAAGUGUUCACCCCCUUGGCAUUUUUCCUAUUUUGUUGCCUUACAACCUGGAAUUAAAAUUGAUUUUUAGGGGGUUUGUAUAAUUUGAUUUACACAACAUGCUUACCACUUUGAAGAUGCAAAAUACUUUUUUUUGUGAAACAAACAAGAAACAAGACAAAAAAACUGAACUUGAGCGUGCAUAAUUAUUCACCCCCCCAAAGUCAAUACUUUGUAGAGCAACCUUUUGCAGCAAUUACAGCUGCAUGUCUCUUGGGGUAUGUCUCUAUAAGCUUGGCACAUCUAGCCACUGGGAUUUUUGCCCAUUCUUCAAGGCAAAUCUGCUCCAGCUCCUUCAAGUUGGAUGGGUUCUGCUGGUGUACAGGAAUCUGUAAGUCAUACCACAGAUUCUCAAUUGGAUUGAGGUCUGGGCUUUGACUAGGCCAUUCCAAGACAUGUAAAUGUUUCCCCUUAAACCACUCGAGUGUUGCUUUAGCAGUAUGCUUAGGGUCAUUGUCCUGCUGGAAGGUGAACCUUCGUCCCAAUGAGAGGAACCUCGUCUUGGAGGCCAUCUCUGGAAGACUGAAAUAGGUUUCCCUCAAGAAUUUCCCUGUAUUUAGCGCCAUCCAUCAUUCCUUCAAUUCUGACCAGUUUCCCAGUCCCUGCCGAUGAAAAACAUCCCCACAGCAUGAUGCUGUCACCACCAUGCUUCACCGUGGGGAUGGUGUUCUCGGGGUGAUGAGAGGUGUUGGGUUUGCGCCAGACAUAGCGUUUUCCUUGAUGGACAAAAAGCUCAAUUUUUGUCUCAUCUGACCAGAGUACCUUCUUCCAUAUGUUUGGGGAGUCUCCCACAUGCCUUUUGGCGAACACCAAACGUGUUUGAAUAUUUUUUUCUUUAAGCAAUGGCUUUUUUCUGGCCACUCUUCCGUAAAGCCCAGCUCUGUGUAGUGUACGGCUUAAAGUGGUCCUAUGGACAGAUACUCCAAUCUCCGCUGUGAAGCUUUGCAGCUCCUUAAGGGUUAUCUUUGGUCUCUUUGUUGCCUCUCUGAUUAAUGCCCUCCUUGCCUGGUAUGUGAGUUUUGGUGGGCGGCCCUCUCUUGGCAGGUUUGUUGUGGUGCCAUAUUCUUUCCAUUUUUUUAUAAUGGAUUUAAUGGUGCGCCAUGGGAUGUUCAAAGUUUCAUAUAUUUUUUUAUAACCCAACCCUGAUCUGUACUUCUCCACAACUUUGUCCCUGACCUGUUUGGAGAGCUCCUUGGUCUUCAUGGUGGUGCCCCUUGCUUAGUGGUGUUGCAGACUCUAGGGACUUUCAGAACAGGUGAAUAUGUACUGAGAUCAUGUGACAGAUCAUGUGACACUUAGAUUGCACACAGGUGGACUUUAUUUAACUAAUUAUGUGACUUCUGACGGUAAUUGUCACGGUUUCGGCCGAGGCUGCUCCUCCUCCUGGUUCGGGCAGGCUUCGGCGGUCGUCGUCCCCGGAGUACUAGCUGCCACCGAUCUAUGUUUCAUGUUCGUUUGGUUUUGUCUUGAUGUUGUACACCUGUGUCUUGUUAGUCCUCGUUAGUGUCCUAUUUAGUUCUCGUUGUGUGUGUUUGUCUUUGUGUGUGAUUGCUCUUCUGUUUUGUGUUGGAGCUACGUACUUCCCUCCAGUGUUUUGGAGAGGUUUUUCGCACAUGUUAGUGCGCCGUUUGUUUGACGCCUGUGUGCGCCGUAUUUUCGCCUUCGGGCUUAUUGUGCUUAUUUUCUACGUGAAUAUUGCACUAAAGUCUUUUGGACUGAGCUUCUGCGUCCUGCGCUUGAUUCAUGCACCACACCCACCUUCAGCACCCCUUGACAGUAAUUGGUUGCACCAGAUCUUAUUUAGGGGAUUCAUAGCAAAGGGGGUGAAUACAUAUGCACACACCACUUUUCCGUUAUUUAUUAUUUAGAAUUUUUUGAAACAAGUUAUUUUCUUCAUUUCACUUCACCAGUUUGGACUAUUUUGUGUAUGUCCAUUACAUGAAAUCCAAAUAAAAAUCCAUUUAAAUUACAGGUUGUAAUGCAACAAAAUAGGAAAAACGCCAAGGGGGAUGAAUACUUUUGCAAGGCACUGUAUCAUAUGUUACGAAUUCCAUUUUGUUGUGUCUAAUGUUAGCUAGGGGUGGCUAGGUGACUAACGCUAACAUUAGCUAGCUGGCUAACGUUAGCUAGGCUAGGGGUUAGGGUUAAGGUUAGGGUUUAGGUUAAAUGGUUAAGGUUAGGGUUAGGGGAAGGGUUAGCUAACAUGCUAAGUAGUUGCAAAGUAGCUAAAAAGUAGGAAGUAGUUGCAAAGUUGCUAAUUAGCUCAAAUGCUAAAGUUGUCCGUGAUGAGGUUUAAAUACGCAACUUUUGGGUUGCUGGAUGUUAUAUACGCCCACCCAUCCACCCCGACCAACCGCCCUCCUUUAGUUUUUGCCUUAAGUAACCUUCUGUCUUAUGAAACCAUACCAAAACAUAAAAUAUAUUACUAAUUUGAGUGUCCCGGAUUUACAUUUAUUAUGUUACGUCUAGUCUAGGAGACCAGUCUGCUCCACGGAUGUCUACAACGUCCAUUUCUAUUUAUCUCUCUCUCUUUCUCUCUCUCCCUCCCUCCCUCCCUCCCUCCUUCCCUCCCUCCCUCCAGGGUGUGAUUGGUUGGAACAAUGUCACCCGGAUCCUGGUCUACACGUCAGAUGACACCUUCCACAUUGCCGGGGACGGCAGGCUGGCUGGGAUAUUCGAGCCUCAUGAUGGGAAGUGCCAUCUCAAUGGCAGCGGCUUUUAUGAAGGCACUAAAUAUGUGAGUUAUCAACAGAGGGAUGGGAUGAUCAACACUUAGUGAUAGAUCACUUGUUUCAGUGAUAGGGGCUGACAUUUGUUGUGUCUAAGGACUACCCUUCGGUUGGCCAGCUCACCAGGGUCCUGGCAGACAAUAACAUCCAGCUCAUCUUUGCUGUCACCGAGGACAGUGUUGCUGCCUACAAGGUCAGGAAUGACAGGAGAGAUAGUUUGUAAAAGCAGAUUACAAAAGUUCACAAAAUGUUUAACCUCUGUAUUUCUACCUCCGCCCAUCUCUCUCUGUUGUGCCCAUACCUAAACACACACACACACACACACACACACACUUCUCUAGGCAUUGAGUAAACUAAUCCCUCAGUCAGUGCUGGGAGUCCUGAAGAACGACUCCAGCAACGUGGUCCAGCUCAUCUCAGAGGCCUACAAUGUGAGUAUCUAAACGGUCUCAAGCCUAGAACACAGUUAACAAUAAUUAGUGCCAAGCUACUGCAAAAUUGUGAAAUAGUUCAAUGGCAAAAGGCUGCAAUGACCAAAAAUAUAUAUAUUCAAAAGAGAACAUAAAAGCAUGUCUGUGGUUAUGGCCAUGAGUCACACAGCAGACUAAAAGGGUAGACCCUACCUUACACAGAAAGCGGCACAGGUCCUAAUCCAGGCACUUGUCAUCUCCCGUCUGGAUUACUGCAACUCGCUAUUGGCUGGGCUCCCUGCCUGUGCCAUUAAACCCCUACAACUUAUCCAGAACGCUGCAGCCCGUCUGGUGCCUCGCAUCUCCUACAAGACCAUGGUGCUUGCCUACGGAGCUGUGAGGGGAACGGCACCUCCUUACCUUCAGGCUCUGCUCAGACCCUACACCCAAACGAGGGCACUACGUUCAUCCACCUCUGGCCUGCUAGCCCCCCUACCUCUACGGAAGCACAGUUCCCGCUCAGCCCAGUCAAAGCUAUUCGCUGCUCUGGCACCCCAAUGGUGGAACAAGCUCCCCCACGACGCCAGGACAGUGGAGUCACUGACCACCUUCCGGAGACACUUGAAACCCUACCUCUUUAAGGAAUACCUGGAAUAGUAUAAAAGUAAUCCUUCUACCCCCCCCCCCCCACCCACCCAUACAAAAAAAGGGGUUGUCCCACUGGCUAUCAUAAGUUGAAUACACCAAUUUGUAAGUCGCUCUGGAUAAGAGCGUCUGCUAAAUGACGUAAAUGUAAAUGUAGAACUAGCUCUCAUACGUAUUUUCACUAGAAUCCCUGGCCUCAUGGUUAGCUACUGACGAAUAUAGUGUGUGCUGUGCUCUCACAGGUAGAAAAACAUACUGACAAAUUAUGUGUAAAAUCUUCCUAGUGGUAACUUUAAGGUUUCAUACAUGAUAGGCCUAAAUGUCUCUAGGAAUAGAGACAUUUAGGCCUAGAGAAAUAUUAACUACUUUUGCAAAUGUAUUACUUACAAACAAACGUAUUACUGUGGCUUUGCAAUGAAAUUCCAUUUAUUGGACACAUGGACAAAAAUGUAAUAUCAUCAACUCUUCUAUCUAUAGUAAUGCAUAUCUGUUCACAGAACCUGUCCUCCACUAUGUUACUGGAGCACCAUGGAGCUCCUUCAGGUCUGGACGUGACCUACAGAUCCCACUGCACCCCUGGAGAAGGGGACAACACCCCGUGGCAGAGGAGGGGCGAGUGCAUGAACAUCAAGCUCAACCAGCAGGUCUGGCACAAAGCAGGGGUGGGGGGUGAAAACAAGAUGUGAACAAGGAGCCUCAUGUCUUUAAUGGAUUUUGUCAUGUAAUAGAAGUUCACUUGAUAUCAAUGGCUGAAAACAACAAAAAAACUGCACACACUGGCUUUAUUUAAUGGUAUACUGUAUAGGACUUGUGUUACAUACCAAUUUGUCGUGUAUUAACCUCUCCCUUGCUCCCAGGUUGACUUCACAGUGAGUCUGAAUAUUUCAACGUCUGACGGAGAAUGUCUGAAGGAGAAGAAGCAGUUUUUCCUCAAACUGCAGGGCAUCAGCGAGACCCUGAAGGUCUCUGUGGAAACCCUGUGUGACUGUGACUGCCAUGAUAGAGAACAGCAGUCCACACACUGCAAUGAAAAGGGAAUGAUCACCUGCGGAAUCUGCAGGCAAGUCCUCAAAUUAUGACUAGAACUCACAGCACCUCCUGGUUGGUGAGAUAGAGAACUGUGCUUACAAAUGGUAAACAGUAAGGGAAACAGCUGCAGACUGCAGUUUGACUGUUACCACAUAGCAGUAAGCUAAUUUCUAUAGUUAAAUGAAUGUAUAAAAUAUUAAAGUUCUCACAAUCAAAACUUCAGGGGAUUCAGGCUAAUAGUUAUCAAUUGUUACAGUGAUUAAAGUGUUUUUGAGAUACUGAUGAGUAGGGCUAGGAGUCUUCUGUGAAAGACAAAUUAACAUGUAACAUGUUUACCUGCUUUGUUUAAUAUUAACAGUUAACAAAUAUAUACUUAACAAAUAGUAUGUAUAUUUCUGUUCUACUAAUGCUGUGUUUUUGUAAAGGGAUGGUUUCUACUCCAGCUCCCUGCAGCUAGUCUAGGCGUGUGGUCAAGGACAUGGGUUUUACUCGAGAUAGGGGUAUCUGGAGCUGACAAUUGAUUUAUGAAUGGUUUGGUGAUAAAACCUACAGCAUGCAUUCCAUAGAAUGAGUUGGUGUUUGUGUAAUGUAAGGUACCAGGGGGAGAUGGCUCGGGUAUGGAUAAUAAUGAGAGGAACCUCGUCUUGGAGGCCAAAUCCUUGUUUCCAUACAAUGAGAACAGUCUUCACAGCAGAUACUGUCUGCUGUGAAUUAUUAUUCAUUUAUUUCAUACAAAUCCUAACCUAACACAUCUGCUGUUUGUCAUGUAGACUAAGAGGGUGUAUCUUUGCUAUAAAAUAUAUUUGUAUUCUUUGUAUGUCAGAGCUCUCGGCAUCACACUUCAGAGUGUGGGGUCGACCAACCUCAAUAUUACAGAGCACUCACUCUAUUCAUGUGUGUGGGUGGUGUGACCUGCUGCCUUAUUAAUACGUUUUGAGUAAAGUAAUAUCCUGAUUGGUGAUUGACCUUGUCCUUCCUCAUUAUUGAUUAGAAUUUCCACGACACUUCCCUGACUACGUGACCUGACCAGAAAAAACUCCUGGCCCAAAUUAUAGGCCAUAAGUCCUUUUGUUUUUCCCAGUUUUUUAAUAGUUUUUGUAAAAUGAUGUGCCCUUUAGCUGUGACGAGGGUCACCUGGGUCAGAGGUGUGAGUGUGAGCAACCUAAGGACAUGAUCUCUGCCGACUCUAUGGACGCAACAUGUCGCCAAGACAACUCCUCGCUGCUAUGCAGCAGGCACGGGAGCUGUGAGUGUGGCAUAUGUGUGUGCCAGGGCACCCACCGCGGUGAUUUCUGCCAAUGUGAUGACAACAGCUGUGCCCGCCACAACAACAUGCUCUGCGGUGGUGAGUAAACUAAAACAGUUAGUUCGGGCCAUGCAUUUUGAUUGGUUAAGAAUGUGUUCCUUAAAGCUGAACCUUAUUGCAGCCCAUUUUUCAGCCGUGUUUGACAACUUUUGCCGCCUGUCUCCUGCAGGUAAUGGGCAGUGUGACUGCGGAACAUGUAAGUGUCAUACCAACUACACAGGCUCUGCGUGUGACUGCUCCACCCGAACCGACCAGUGCAGGACUGCUGGGAAGCUGUGCAAUGGCCAGGGAACAUGCCUGUGUAACCAGUGCCAGUGCAACAAAGACUUAUUUGGCAUGAACUGCUCAAAGAUUGCUAAUGCAUGCCCAAAAUUCCUGUGAGUACAAGAAAAUAACUUAGUCAUUUUGGAUUGAGUUUCCAGGUUGCCAAAGUUUAGUACUACCAUUGUGACCUUACAGGAACACUUAACAUUACAAUAAUGCAGUGUCUGUGUGUGUGCUUGUGUAUCUUCAGUAUGCCUGUUAACCUGUCUUUAUGUAACAUUUCCAGGGCCUGUGUGACGUGUGAAUUGGCCAUUAAGGAAAGUGACGGCCUAAAGAGUAACUGCAGCCGACCAUGUGGCUCAGUCAAGCCGACUUGGGUGGAGGGACCACAGGAGUUCCCCUGCAGAGAAGACACCAUCUCCUACAAAGUGGAGCUGUUCCCUGACGGCAACAUCCUGGUCCUCUACGCAGAUCUGCCCCGUGAGACCUUAAAUUAAUCUCUAAUCAUUAUCCUUUAUUAUCAAGAUUUUACAUGGCUAUGUAUCCAACUGGCUUACUGUUUUUACCAUUUAUAUUCUCACUGCUCAUUGGAGCAAUUCAUAACAUUGCUAGCUCUUAGUCACACCUAAAAAAGAUCACUCCUAUGACAUACUUAUUCUGACCUAUUCUGCUAUAGUUGUUUGAUCAAAGAUGUUUUGAAUUAGACAAAAAGUUUGUUAAAUAUUUAAAGCCACCUCCCGAGUGGCGCAGUGGUCACUAGAGAUCCUGGUUCGAAUCCAGGCUCUGUCGUAGCCGGCCGCGACCGGGAGACCCAUGGGGCGGCGCACAAUUGGCCCAGCGUCGUCCAGGAUAGGGGAGGGAAUGGCCGGCAGGGAUGUAGCUCAGUUGGUAGAGCAUGGCGUUUGCAACGCCAGGGUUGUGGGUUCGAUUCCCACGGGGGGCCAGUAUGACAAAUAAAACAAAUAAUGUAUGCACUCACUAACUGUAAGUCCCUCUGGAUAAGAGUGUCUGCUAAAUUACUAAAAUGUAAAUGUAUUAUCAUUUGGGCUAGUUUUCCUUACCACGUGACCUGAGCAGGAAAACUGGGGCCCAGUCAGGACACAUGUUCUACUACAAACUCUUCCUCUCCACAUCCCUGGCAGGCUCUGUUGACAAGACUUACGUGAUCAUUGGCAGCUCGGUGUCCAGCAUCAUCUUCAUCAGCAUCGCAGUGAUCCUCAUCAGCAGGCUGAUGCUGGAGCUCCACUACCGGAGAGAGUACGCCAGCUUCCUCAAAGCAACGGAGACCGAAGUCUGGAAAGAUGUGAGAGAAAGAACAGUACACACGACAAUUAAUCACCAUGACAUGUCAAAUAGGCUAGAUGUCCCUGCGUUAACUGGUCGCUUCUCAUAACCAAAUAACUGUCUAUUGUUCUCAGUCUCAUAGUUUAUUGUAUGAAUAGUGGAUUUUAUCAUUAUUUGUGAAUGUGUUUGGUCUUCUUAUUGUUGUUUUGCCAUUGAUUUUUAAAGCAAAUAAUCAACUUAAUGAGUCUUUUAUGCAAGAUUUGUAAUGUUAAGUGUUGACAUUGGUUGUUGAUAACAUGAUGCUCGCUCUGUACUAAACGUAUCUCUUGUUGGUCCUUUUGUGUUUGUUUCAGACCAACAAUCCCUUGUUCCAGGAUGCCACGACCACAGUUAUGAACCCCAUACACAUUCAAGAGGACUGA
This is a messenger RNA of Coregonus sp. 'balchen', 11553 nucleotides long. Lineage: Eukaryota; Metazoa; Chordata; Actinopteri; Salmoniformes; Salmonidae. The record is from the annotation of a GenBank genome assembly.